This is a messenger RNA of Purpureocillium lilacinum, 831 nucleotides long. The record is from RefSeq and is a predicted model, not a curated record. Lineage: Eukaryota; Fungi; Ascomycota; Sordariomycetes; Hypocreales; Ophiocordycipitaceae.
AUGCCAGCCAGGACCAGAUCCCUACGUUCCUCCUUGCAACCUCCUUGCAGCCCCCCAUCACCGGAUCCAGCUCGACGUCCGUCCGUGCCUCUGCGCGCCGAAGGAGAGGGGGCGCGCCGGCUCACCGAGACGGUGAGACGACGACGCCUGUCCCGUCCGCCCAAUGGCCCAUGGCUCAUGGUCCAAUGGUCCGCGCGCGUCGCAAAUCUCCGAACGGAUGAGCCGAGCCACGAAUCGCGCCCGCAAAGUCCAGGUCAAGGGGUCCUGGAUCUCCGGCGCCAACGACAGGAGAGCUUCACAGCCACUGAUACCGUCGCGACCAGAAUGGAGCCAGCCGUCGAAACCGUCAAAGGCCGCCAGCCCAUCAUCCCGUCGUUCCGCCUCCCCGAAGCUCAGUCCUGCGCCGACGAUACGACUGCAAAUCAAACCCUUGCAGCGACUCGACCGGGCCUCACCCAUAGACGUCGCCUACCUGAGGUUCAAUCAAGCACUGUACUGUACUGUAUUGUACAGUACCGCACCCCGUGCGCACGUGUGCAGAGUCUGGCCCAGCCUGCCCGAUCGCGUGGGCGCUCGCGUCUCGACCAACAACCGCACAGGUGUCUUCCCGAGGACGCGGCCCAUUGCGACCCGGCGCUCGGGUCUCCGGCUGGCCGAGGACAGCGGAACGCAAGGCGGAAAAGGCAAAAGCUCCCUUCGCGCGGGCGGGCGUGCGUGCUCAUGUGCAAUGUACGUGCGUUCCUUGCCAAUGAGCCCAUCGCCAUCAAAGGAGCUCUGCGGCUGAGCUUCUGGGAGCCCUUGCCGAAGAGACAGGUCAGGUCAGGUCAAUGA